UUAUUUAAGGCUUCUGAACCAUCACGAACCAAAUUUUUUACAUAAAUAUAGAUCACUUCGAAAGAAAUUAUAUUGUUAGACACAACUAUACAUAUGUUUGCCUUGUAACCCAAAAUAAAAACAAUACAUAUGUUUGCAUAUGCAACCAUCAUUAUUUUUGUUUGUAAAAGUUUCUCAUUCAACUGUGUAACUGAAUCUUAUUCUCUGGUCUUAAUUGUUCCUCAUGGCAGUCCAAUAUGUAACUCAAGCUCUUGUAUUGAUUUUUUCCAUUAUAACAACUCUCAACUUCAUUGUAUGCAUGGAGGUGACUUGCAAUGAUAAAGAGAGGAAUGCACUCCUCAGAUUCAAGCAUGGAUUGUCUGACCCUUCAAAAAGUCUGUCAUCAUGGUCUGCUGCAGACGAUUGCUGUCGAUGGAUGGGAGUUCGAUGCAACAACAUGACAGGCCGAGUCAUGGAACUCGAUCUUACACCUCUUGACUUUGAAUACAUGGAAUUGAGUGGUGAGAUUAGUCCUUCCUUGUUAGAACUAAAAUAUUUGAUUCGUUUGGACUUGAGCUUAAAUUACUUUGUCCAUACUAAAAUACCAAGCUUUUUUGGCUCUAUGGAGAGGUUAACUUACCUUGACCUUAGUUAUAGUGGUUUCAUGGGACUAAUCCCUCAUCAGCUAGGAAAUCUCUCAAACCUAAAGUACCUUAAUCUUGGAUACAAUUAUGCUCUUCAAAUAGAUAAUCUUGAUUGGAUAACAAAACUUCCUUCGUUAGAACAUCUUGAUUUAAGUGGUGUAGACCUUUAUAAUGAAACAAACUGGUUUGAACUAUUGAGUAAUUCACUUCCUUCUCUUUUAAAAUUACAUUUGGAAAAUUGCCAACUUGAUAACAUAGAAGCAACAAGGAAAACAAAUUUCACAAAUCUCCAAGUCCUUGAUCUUUCAAAUAACAAUCUCAAUCAUGAAAUCCUUUCAUGGUUCUCCAAUCUAAGUACAACUCUUGUCCAACUUGAUUUGAGUAGUAACAUUCUACAAGGAGAAAUUCCUCAAAUCAUCUCAAAUCUUCAAAACUUGAAAACUUUAGAACUUCAAGGAAACCAACUCAGUGGUGCACUUCCUGAUUCAUUAGGCCGACUUAAGCAUCUUGAAGUUCUAGAUCUUAGUAAGAAUACCAUUGUUCAUUCAAUUCCCACGUCAUUUUCAAAUUUAUCAUCAUUGAGGACAUUAAAUCUUGGUCACAAUCAACUAAAUGGUACAAUUCCUAAGAGUUUAGGGUUCCUUAGAAACUUGCAGGUAUUAAACCUUGGAGCUAAUUCCUUAACUGGUGGAAUUCCUGCAACCCUUGGAAUUCUAUCAAACUUAGUGACAUUAGACCUUUCAUUUAAUCUUUUGGAAGGACCAGUCCACGGAAAAAGUCUCGAAAAACUUUCCAAAUUAAAGGAACUACGUUUGUCUUCAACGAAUGUGUUCCUCAAUGUCGACUCGAGUUGGACUCCUCUUUUUCAACUUGAAUAUGUUUUACUGAGUUCCUGUGGAAUAGGUCCCAAGUUUCCAUCUUGGUUGAAAAUGCAAAGUUCCGUCAAAGUGCUUACAAUGUCGAAUUCUGGUAUUUCGGAUUUGGCUCCAAGUUGGUUUUGGAAUUGGAUUUUGCAAAUUGAAUUUCUUGAUAUUUCUAACAAUUUCAUAAGUGGAGAUAUAUCUAACAUCUACCUAAAUUCAAGCAUCAUAAACUUGAGUUCUAAUCACUUCAAGGGUAGAUUACCAAGUGUGUCUGCAAAUGUUGAAGUGUUAAAUAUUGCCAAUAACUCAAUUUCAGGUCCAAUUUCUUCUCCUUUUCUAUGUGAAAGAUUGAAUUUUGAGAACAAGUUAACUGUGCUUGAUGUUUCAAAUAACUUGUUAUCUGGUAAUCUUGGCCACUGUUGGAUUCAUUGGCAAAAUUUAAUGCACUUGAAUUUAGGAAGAAACAAUUUGUCUGGUGAAAUUCCAAACUCCAUUGGUUUUUUAUCUGAACUUGAAUCUUUGCUACUAGAUGACAAUGAUUUUUAUGGAUCCAUUCCUUCAACUCUGCAAAAUUGUUCUAUGUUGAAGUUCAUUGACCUGGGAAAUAACAAACUUUCUGACACAUUACCAUCUUGGAUUUGGGAAAUGCAAUAUCUAAUGGUUCUUCGUCUGCGAUCUAACGAAUUCAAAGGUAGCAUUACUCAAAAGAUGUGUCAACUUUCGUCCCUUAUUGUGCUAGAUAUUGCCAACAAUAGCCUAUCAGGAACAAUCCCCAAUUGUUUGAAUGAAAUGAAAACAAUGGCUGGUGAAGAUGAUUUCUUUGCCAACCCUUUAAAAUAUAACUAUGGUUUUGGCUUUAACUAUAACAAUUACAAAGAAAGUCUUGUCCUGGUUCCAAAAGGAGAUGAGUUGGAGUAUAGAGACAACUUGAUACUUGUGAGAAUGAUUGAUCUUUCAAGUAAUAAUCUUUUUGGAACUAUUCCUCCUCAAAUUGCGAAGCUAUCCGCGCUUCGGUUUUUGAACUUGUCUCAAAACAGUCUUUAUGGAGAGAUACCAAAUGACAUGGGGAAAAUGAAAUUGUUAGAAUCACUUGAUCUUUCAUUGAACAAAAUUUCAGGUCAAAUACCUCAAAGUAUGUCUGAUUUGUCAUUUUUAAGUUUCCUGAAUCUAUCAAACAACAACUUAUCAGGAAGAAUUCCAACUAGCACUCAACUUCAGAGCUUUGAAGCACUUAACUAUGCAGGUAAUCCUCAGCUUUGUGGUCCUCCUGUGAUGAAUAAUUGUACAAAAAUGAAACAAGUUUUGGAGCGUGGAAAUUCUGAUGCUGGUUUCGUUGACACAUCAGAUUUCUACGUAGGAAUGGGAGUUGGAUUUGCAGCAGGGUUUUGGGGGGUUUGCAUUGCUAUUUUCUUUAACAGAACUUGCAGGCAUGCUUAUUUUCAUUUUCUUGACCGCUUGAAAGAUCUUGUUUAUGAGACCUUUGUCUUAAAGGUAAGAAGGACAAUUGCAGUAUUUUGACUUUGCCUGUCAAGAGGGAUGAAAAUGUGGAAAUUGGACCAUACCGCACGCCACUAGGAGUCUGGUCGAUAUUGAAGUUGCAUUGAAGUCUCAUAUUGUUAAUACUACCAGGAUGUUGGAAGUAUAUGAUAUCCAGCCCCGUUAAAGACAGACACGGUCCGUGCCUGUACAGGCACGACCGUGCCAAGUCCCAGACUGCUAUGUUUUGUUAUUUUUCAGACCCAAAAGUCCAUGGGUUGCUUGCUAUGUAAUGUUUGUACCUUUUUUAGGGCUUAAGUUAGCUUUUAGGCUAUAAAAAGAGCAGCCAACAGACUUAUUAUUCAUCUUUUAUUAUUGGGAAUUUUCCGCGACAAUUAUUUCUUUGAAUAAAAGUUCUUAUUUUCUUGUUA
Messenger RNA from Medicago truncatula (barrel medic), 3393 nucleotides. Its product is annotated as receptor-like protein EIX2. The record is from RefSeq and is a predicted model, not a curated record. Gene Ontology annotation, molecular function: protein binding. The transcript has a single exon. Lineage: Eukaryota; Viridiplantae; Streptophyta; Magnoliopsida; Fabales; Fabaceae. The coding region runs from base 224 to 3004 and encodes 926 amino acids.